Molecule: messenger RNA, 2168 nt
Organism: Quercus lobata
Lineage: Eukaryota; Viridiplantae; Streptophyta; Magnoliopsida; Fagales; Fagaceae
Product: UDP-glycosyltransferase 92A1-like
Exons: 1
Coding region: 536-2026 (496 amino acids)
Molecular function (GO): UDP-glucosyltransferase activity
Source: RefSeq, a predicted model, not a curated record
AAGUCCCAUUCUAUUGGAAAUAUUUUAUAUAAUCAAAAGUUUUUGAUCUUUGCUGAUAAAGCAUUCAUCUUGCCCGGGAAUGGUCUGUAAAAGGGAAAUGGAAUUCUUUUUUCUUUGCUUUUCCUUUUUACGAGUUGCCUUUAGAAUAGCAUCAUCUCACAAAUGUUUGUCUGCAAUAUAAUAUCAUCCAUAUAAUGCUUUCCAACACCAAAUCAUUUGUUUGAAUUUUGAAUUUGGAAAUUAUUUGUUGGAUGGAGCAGCAACUUGAUUUUUCAAGUGAAAGUGAGUACUAACGACAGCAAAUUUGAAAAAAUGUGGUACAAUUAUGAAUUAAAAAUCAAUAUGACAAACAGGAAAUAGCAUUAUUGAUUAUUCUGAAAGAUAUUAACACCUGCCCUAUCAACCUAAAGGUCAAUAAAUCUUAUAUAAGUCAGGCUUAAUGUUUUCACUAAGAACUUAAAGUUUCAUCACAACUAGUACUUUGCUUCAAAGAGCAUACAACUCUUAGUGAUCAUUCUCCUACUCCUCAAGAUCAAUGGCAAAUACUAAAGAGCACAUAGUAAUGUUCCCAUUCAUGGCACAAGGCCAUAUAAUACCUUACCUAGCCUUAGCCCUCCAAAUAGAACAAAGAAAGAACUACACAAUAACCUUUGUUAACACCCCUCUCAACAUCAAGAACCUCAGGUCCUCUCUCCCUCCAAACUCCUCCAUUCACCUCCUUGAAAUCCCUUUCUCCAGCUCUGACCACAGUCUGCCUCCGGACACUGAGAACACCAACGUCCUUCCCUACCAUCUCAUCAUCCAACUCAUUGAAGCCUCCACUUCUCUCGAACCAUCAUUCAAGAAACUCAUUGAAAACUUCAUUGAACAAGGCAACCCUCCACUUUGCAUUAUUGCUGACAUAUUCUUUGGAUGGACUGCAAGCAUUGCUAAAGAGCUCAACGUUUUCCAUGCAAUCUUUACUGUUAGUAGUGCGUAUGGAUUGGCAUGUUAUUAUUCUCUCUGGAUGAACCUGCCUCACAGGAAGGAGAAUUCAGAUGAGUUUUCUUUGCCUGACUUUGCAGAAGCUUCAAAUGUUCAUAUUACACAGCUGCCAACAAAUAUAUUGGAGGCUGAUGGUACUGAUGCUUGGUCGGUUUUUCAAAGCAAGAAUCUUCCUGAGUGGGUGAACUCUGAUGGGAUUUUGGUUAACACUGUGGAGGAGUUUGAUCAGGUGGGAUUGUUGUAUUUUAAACGUAAACUUGGAAGCCCUGCAUGGCCGAAUAUUGGGCCAAUUCUUUUAUCCAGGGAAAACAGAGAAGGUGGUAUGAGUCUAGAGCCUUGCAUUGAGUGGCUUAAUACUAAACCUUUGAAGUCAGUUCUAUAUGUAUCUUUUGGGUCACAGAAUGCCAUCUCUGCCUCACAAAUGAUGCAAUUGGCUAUGGGGUUGGAAGCUAGUGACAAGAAUUUUAUCUGGGUGAUUAGGCCACCAAUUGGAUUUGAAUUGAAUACAGAAUUCAAGGCAAAAGAAUGGCUACCAAAAGGAUUUGAAGAAAGAAUCAAAGAAUCAAGAAGAGGGUUACUAGUGUAUAACUGGGCACCCCAGGUUGAAAUUUUGUCCCAUAAGGCCGUGUCUGCAAUUUUAACACAGUGUGGAUGGAAUUCUGUGCUAGAAGCGCUUAAUCAUAGUGUGUUGCUGAUUGGUUGGCCACUGGCGGCGGAGCAGUCCUUCAAUGCAAAGUUGUUGGAGGAAGAGAUGGGAGUUUGUGUGGAGGUAGCUAGGGGGAAAAGCAAUGAGGUUAGACAUGAAGAUAUAGCUGCAAAAAUUGAGUUGGUGAUGAAUGAGACACAACAGAAAGAGAAGGAAAUGAGAAGGAAAGCAUUUGAGGCCAGUGAGAUGAUCAGGAAUGCCAUUAAAGAUGAGGAAGGUUUCAAAGGGUCAUCUGUCAAAGCAAUGGAUGAAUUUUUUAGUGCUGCAUUAUCAAUGAGGGAGAAGACUAUGAGGGAACAGAAUGUUGCUGUUUUGAUUGAAGGAAAAAGAAUUUAGAAGAAUAACCAAGUGAAUAAAACUUGUCCUAAUUUGUGUUUUCUAUUUAGUAGAUCAAAUUGCAUCUCUCUCUAAAAUGGCAAUGCCAUUUGCUUUGGCGCAAUUUGAGGUUUAAUUUUUAUCUAGCUCUUGCACAAGUUCA